AUGCAUAUUGUUUCGCACGCCAUGUCUGAUGGAACUUUUCCCACUACCUUCGCAGCAAUGGCAAGAUCUGUGGACGGACCUGGAAAGAUUAGUUUUGAGCAGCUGCAUUCAGGGAUUAAAGUGGCUUGUUCAGGAUCAGGAGUAGAGGAAAAAACCUUGGUGCAUUUGUUUGGAAAUUUGGAUAAAGAUGCCGUCGAAGCAUUUAAGGGUUCAAUUCCACGCUUUAUCGAGGAGGGAGACCUCCGGUAUUACGAGAGGUUGGGGGGCCAAAGCAAGUGA
Messenger RNA from Lactuca virosa, 279 nucleotides. The record is from the annotation of a GenBank genome assembly. Lineage: Eukaryota; Viridiplantae; Streptophyta; Magnoliopsida; Asterales; Asteraceae.